AUGACGCGUGACGAGCCCGAGGACCAGCACCAAUCGAAGCGAAAACGGCGCAGGCAAAAUGACACCGAUCUGACGGACGAGGACAUGAAGCUGAGACAGAAGUUCUUCCAGCUACAGAAGAACUGGGAGGGGAUCGAGCAGUACCUUGCUGAGUAUCCGCAAUGCGACGAGUGUAUUGGGCGCAAAAUUAAGUGCGAUCGCCGUCAGGAUAGCCCUGCUUGUAAUACCUGCAGGAAACGGAAGGUGCGGUGUCCUGCACCCGCCCAGUUCGCGGGCUGGAAGUUCUCCCCGGAUGAAAAGGGCCGUGCGCUAGUCGCUGCCGAAUACGAUCGCCUCGCCCCUCGCUAUGUUCGCAAGACUUUUGAUCUCCAGGACUCGCCGUCACGUUCUCCGAGCCCGUCAGCAUCUACAUCUGCUAUACGCGUUGGUGCUGGAGUGGAGCGGCAACCACCCACCGCGUCCCUGACCCACUCACCUCCCGGAUUAGCCACAAGAAGGAAUGCGGCUAUGGCCAUGGAAGAGGAGCUUCAGACCGCGAAACGCCACGUAUUACGCCUUCAGGCCGAGUUAGACAACAUACGCGCCGCAACCGAACAAGCCAGGCGCGGGCAACAGACUGCAGAACAAGAACUCGCCGAUAUGAGGAGGGAGUUAGAGGAGUUAAGGGGGCACGUAAGGUCAAACGCGCCGCCUCCAGAAGAAGGGCCUGUUCAUGGCCGUUCUUCACAAGAGGAAAUUCGCUGCAUGGGCGAGCAGCUGAAAGACUCACAGGAUAAAGUCGCCGAGGCGACGGAGAACUGGCAGAGGCUAAUUACCUCCUGUACCAACGCCAUCGUGCCCCUUCGCGUUCAGAUUCAGAGUUUAGGUGCACCCGGAAAGGAAGCUCUGGCCAUUCUUGACUCUUUCGCUGUGACGGUAACCCGCCACUUGUAUGCCCAAGACCCGACGCACAAAACCUACUUUCAGGGUACAGAUGUCGACCCUGUUUCCACGCCUGUAGUGCGGCCUCCACGAUCACGUAUCCAGAGCCGAAAGCGGAGGCAGGAGGACAGCGACACUGGUGGGCCCUCAUCAAACAGUGAGCAUCAGUAG
Molecule: messenger RNA, 1092 nt
Organism: Cyclocybe aegerita
Lineage: Eukaryota; Fungi; Basidiomycota; Agaricomycetes; Agaricales; Hemipholiotaceae
Source: the annotation of a GenBank genome assembly